Messenger RNA from Annulohypoxylon truncatum, 1831 nucleotides. Its product is annotated as adenosine deaminase. The record is from RefSeq and is a predicted model, not a curated record. Gene Ontology annotation, biological process: adenine catabolic process; purine ribonucleoside monophosphate biosynthetic process; hypoxanthine salvage. NCBI's taxonomy places the organism in Eukaryota, Fungi, Ascomycota, Sordariomycetes, Xylariales, Hypoxylaceae. The transcript has a single exon. Gene Ontology annotation, cellular component: cytosol; nucleus. The coding region runs from base 310 to 1389 and encodes 359 amino acids. Gene Ontology annotation, molecular function: adenine deaminase activity.
AAAGAAAAUUUUAGCAAUUCGAUGAGUAAUUGACAAUACACAAUACCUGUACAUAUCUGUGGAUGUACUUCCUAAGUAAGGCUAUGCGCCACUGAAGAAGAUGGGAUUUCAUCGAUUUAUUAAUAUCUUUUCUUUUUCUUUGAUGAACUGAGGGUGGUGAAACUUCAAAGUUUUUAGGAAUCAACAUUGCUACGUUUUAACAAGCAGACGGCAGGUGACCUCGCGGCGCACCCAGAAGUUGUGUGAAAGCGGUUUUAUUUGGUAAAAGGUUACGUUUAAUAUUUGGAUCAUACGAGCCCCUCGUCCAAUAUGUGCAACACCUCGCUCCACGCGUUUCUCGCGGCCCUGCCCAAAGCCGAGCAUCACAUGCACCUCGAGGGUUCCCUUGAACCGGAACUCCUCUUUGCGCUGGCGGCCAAGAACGGCAUCACGCUCCCCGUCUCUACCGAUCCGGCCUUCGCCUCGGCCGAGUCCCUCCGCAAGCGGUACGAGGUCUUCGCGAACCUCGACGACUUUCUGGGCUACUACUACAUCGGCAUGUCGGUCCUGCUAGAUGGGUCCGACUUCGAGGCUCUGGCGUACGCGUACUUUGCCAAGGCCGCGUCGCAGAACGUCCGACACGCCGAGGUCUUCUUCGACCCGCAAGCGCACACGGACCGUGGCGUCGAGCUCUCGACGAUAGUGGAAAGCUUCAAGAGGGCGCAGGCGAGAGCCGCGGCCGACUUCGGCAUGAGCACGGAGUUGAUCAUGUGUCUGCUGCGACACCUGCCCCUUCCCAGUGCCAUGGCGACGUUUGCGCAGGCGAAAGGCGCGGGCUACUUCGCGGAUGGGACGCUCGCGGCCGUGGGUAUGGAUUCCUCCGAGGUUCCGUUCCCGCCGCCGAUGUGGAAAGAUCUUUUCGAUGCCGCGAAGGAAUUGGGCAUCCGGAGGACGUGCCACGCUGGUGAAGAGGGCCCCCCGCUUUACGUCUCCCAAGCUCUUGACCUGCUAGAUGUGCAGCGUAUAGAUCACGGUGUUCGCGCUCUUACGGACGGAGACGAUGCAUUGGUCACACGUCUGGCUUCUUCUAAGACCCUGUUGACUAUGUGUCCUCUGUCGAAUUUCAAGUUGAACUGUAUUGACUCGAUGAGUUCAUUUCCGCUGAGGAGACUGCUAGAUGCCGGUGUCAGGUUUAGUAUCAAUAGUGAUGAUCCGGCUUACUUUGGGGGAUACAUACUGGAGAAUUACUGUGCUCUUCAAGAAGCUUUUGGUUUGGGUAUUAGGGACUGGGAAAUGAUUGCGAAGGGAGCCAUAAUGGGUAGCUGGUGUGCUGAAGAGAGAAGAGCCCAGUUGUUGGUGGAAGUAGAAGAUGUCGUCAAUGAAUGGGCUAGACAAUUCGAGGAACAAUGAUUGCUUGCCUACCUACCUACCAAGGUGCCUUCUCAGAUUGGUAUCUCGCUCAUAAGUUCCGCUUAGCCCAUAACUCUGGUCCUAAGAAGAUGUAUGGUAGCCUAGUGAACUGUUGAGCUCAUAUCCGUAUACCCCCUAAGUCCAUAGGUAUCAAUUACCCCUGACGAAUUGCAUAACUUUCAAAGUCCUAACCGCCUUGCACGACGCAAAUUCCACUUUGUCUUGGACUUCGCACCAACAGCCACAUCAUUAACAGUGUCUGUCACUCAAGAUUUAGUCCUGGUUACUCAGAUUUCACCUUGACGGGCUUGGUCUGCUACACAGACUCCAUCUUCUCUAGGCCAUCGUAUCCAAUUACAAUCCAGCUCAGGGAUCAUAACAGUCCUAAUGUAGCUUCGACCUCUUCCGGUGGAGCCUCAAUGUUUGCGUGGACAUCUGCCAA